This is a messenger RNA of Carya illinoinensis, 1658 nucleotides long. Its product is annotated as transcription initiation factor TFIID subunit 13-like. The transcript has 8 exons. Gene Ontology annotation, biological process: transcription by RNA polymerase II. The record is from RefSeq and is a predicted model, not a curated record. Bases 990 to 1394 code for a protein of 134 amino acids. Gene Ontology annotation, molecular function: protein heterodimerization activity. NCBI's taxonomy places the organism in Eukaryota, Viridiplantae, Streptophyta, Magnoliopsida, Fagales, Juglandaceae.
UUUUUUCGUAUAAAUUGAGCCAUUCUUUUUUUUUGCCCCCGAUGUGUCUUCGUACCCCAGCCCGAUGCGCUCUCUCGGUUCUCUUUGAGUUUUCUGCCGUGCCGUCGCCUAUCUCGCCUAGCCGGUCGCCCUACCGUCGCGCCGCGCCACAGCCAACAUAUUCCGCCACCUCCUCCGCUCGGUCUCCAUUUUAGCUAUCUGUCAUACCUCGUAGCUGCCGCCGGAGCCUACCUCACCGCCCCACCUCGAUUCGAUCAAAGACCCUAUCCCUAAGGGCUAUCCUUUCCUUUCUAUUUCUGCUUUUGGUUUUUUGCAUUUGUUUCUGUUUUUUCACUUGAAAGAAAGUGAAAAUUGCUCCCCAUGAAUCAGAACAUACUUGUUCUCCAUGAAUUGCAAGUGCGGUGAAAGUUUUUGAAGUGUGGACUAUUCUAGGUUUAAUUUUGUUCGUUUUUUAGUAUGUGGGAUUAAUUCUUCUUCUAAUUACAAAGCAAAGAAACUCUGGAAUUGAGAACGAAACAUGGGGAAAUAAACCAACAAAGUGGAUUUAGUUUGAUGGCUAGGAGACAUGCAGCUAGCAGACAUUUGAGUCAAGAUGCCUUCUUAGUAGAUUAUGUUUUCUAGUAGGAAGCAUAGAGGAGUUGGAUCUAUUGAAGCAUUACUUAACCCCAUUAAUUAUUGUGCACUCGAAGUGUUAUGGUUUUUCAAAUUACAUUCUUGGUCCUUUUUCCUACUUGAUCAAUAAAACAUGACAGGAAAAAGGUUGAGAAUCUUGAAAUUUAUAUAUCCUUCCAUGUAUGGUUUGACACAUAUUUGUUACUGUUUAUGUGAAUAGUCUCCUUAUGUUGCCACUCCAGUUUCAAUUCCCAAAAGAAUUGUCUGAGCUUCAUCCAUGAAUUCCAGGAAUUGCAAAGUUAAGAAGCAGAAGUCAGGUCUAGCAGUUUUUCGCUUGCAACAAUUACGUUAAGCUAGGACUUAAUUGCGAGUUUGAUAUGAACGCUAAUUCUGGGGGACCCUCCUCGAAAUCGAAGGCGGGGUCAUUGCAACCAUCAGAAACUUCGUUUAAGCGUAAACGUGGAGUCUUCCAGAAAGAAUUGCAGCAUAUGAUGUAUGGUUUUGGAGAUGACCCCAAUCCUCUUCCAGAGAGUGUGGCACUUGUGGAGGACAUCAUUGUGGAGUAUGUCACCGAUUUGGUGCAUAAAGCCCAAGAUACUGGAUCAAAGAGAGGAAAGCUAUCGGUUGAAGAUUUCCUGUAUUUGAUACGCAAGGACACGCCAAAACUUAACCGCUGUACAGAGUUGCUUUCUAUGAAUGAGGAGCUGAAACAAGCCAGGAAGGUUUUUGAGUCAGACGAGGAGAAGCUGAGGAAGGUAUUCGAGGCAGAUGAAGAAAGCUAGCGUCGAAUGUGUAACAUGUGGGUGUUUUAUUCAAUUAACACCCACGUGUUAACUUUCUCUAGACGUGGGAGUUUCACUUCGUUGGACGGUAGUUUUUUGGCUUAUAAUUAGGAUUUAGGGGUGUAAGCAACAUAUCUUGAAUUCGACAUUUUGUCUCGAAAUACGAAUGUAUCUCCCUGCAUGAGGUCAGAGAUGGAGAUGAGAGUUGUUGAAUUGGUGUAAACAGCUGGGAAUUUUAAUAGUAAAGCAAUCCAAGCCUAUAAA